Molecule: messenger RNA, 324 nt
Organism: Cucurbita pepo subsp. pepo (vegetable marrow)
Lineage: Eukaryota; Viridiplantae; Streptophyta; Magnoliopsida; Cucurbitales; Cucurbitaceae
Product: large ribosomal subunit protein cL38-like
Biological process (GO): translation
Cellular component (GO): chloroplast; ribosome
Molecular function (GO): structural constituent of ribosome; rRNA binding
Source: RefSeq, a predicted model, not a curated record
AUGUCGAUUUCCACCUUUUUCGGCGGUAGGAUUUCGGUUCCGCCAUUGUUGAAUUCAUCGGCAAGCAAAACAGCUCCAUGCUCCGGUGGGAAUUUGGUGAUUGAAUGCUCGUCGAGGCCAAACAAGAAGGCGACUGCACACCACAUGAAAACGAGGCCACGGAAAUCUCAGCCAUGGGACAUUCGGCGCAAGCCGACUGUAUAUCCUCCUCUGCCGCCUCUUCCACCGGACUGGACCGUGGUUUCAUCAAUCUCCAGCGAUGAAAUUGUCGAGGUAGCCUCUUCGAUUGCUUCGUCUGCACAAGCACCGCCUACGACCGAGUAA